Ostrea edulis (European flat oyster) is the source of this 514-nucleotide messenger RNA. RefSeq lists its product as uncharacterized. The record is from RefSeq and is a predicted model, not a curated record. Lineage: Eukaryota; Metazoa; Mollusca; Bivalvia; Ostreida; Ostreidae. Bases 162 to 485 code for a protein of 107 amino acids. The transcript is spliced from 4 exons.
CUGAAAAGUUAGCCUUGGUCUGGUUUUUAGCAAUUUCGAAUUUAACAGGACAUGUUUGAAAGAUGUAUAUAAGAACUUGUGAUCUAUGAGAUAUGAUUUCGAUCGACGGAUUUAUAUUCCACAGUUCUAGAUGUGUCAGAUUACAGAACGACAGCAUGUGAAUGUCGGACCAACAAGACACACCUGUUUCAAAGUCAGUUAGAGGACUUCAGGGAGGUGGGACGGCCGAACUCUGGCCAGCGUUUAGAGAAGAGGAUAACAUUAGAGAGGAAAAGAGGCAGGAGGACAGGGAGGAGUACAGGGAGGACAUGAAGGGGUACAGGCAGGAAGACAGGGAGGACAGGCAGGAGUACAAGGAGGAGGACAGGCAGGAGGACAGGGAGGAGCAUAUCGCAUUGGCACAUCCCAAUUGCCGAAGGGAAUUAGAAGGGUCAAGAGAAGGGGAAUCCCCAUUGAAAAACAGUUUAGUGGACUCAAACCUUUGAGAAUUAAGCUCAGACGGUGCGAUGAUGAG